This is a messenger RNA of Trichoderma aggressivum f. europaeum, 1506 nucleotides long. Its product is annotated as transcriptional regulator family: Fungal Specific TF. Gene Ontology annotation, molecular function: transcription cis-regulatory region binding; DNA-binding transcription factor activity, RNA polymerase II-specific; zinc ion binding. Lineage: Eukaryota; Fungi; Ascomycota; Sordariomycetes; Hypocreales; Hypocreaceae. Gene Ontology annotation, cellular component: nucleus. Bases 1 to 1506 code for a protein of 501 amino acids. The transcript has a single exon. The record is from RefSeq and is a predicted model, not a curated record. Gene Ontology annotation, biological process: positive regulation of transcription by RNA polymerase II.
AUGCGGCGACGCAUUCGAUGUGACCUCGGUCGUCCGGCUUGUUCGAAAUGCAUCAAGAAGGGCCUGAGCUGCCCCGGAUACGGGCGGCAUCUUCGCUGGGCUGAUGGAGUGGCGGUGCGAGGGAAACUCAAGGGUCGGAGACUGCCUGUGGCGGGCUCGAUGGCCAUGGAACUGGCGUUACCGACAAUCGAAGAGCCCGUUCCUCUUCCUCUUCCUCUCGCUGCUCCGGCGCUCGCUCCGGCACCCUCUCCUAUUUCUGGAGCCCUCCAGGUUAUGGGACAGACGGCUGUCAGCAUUAACAGGGCCAUUGAAAGCACCUCUGCAGGCACGGACUUGUUGAACUUUACGCAGUGGGCGUCUUCGCCGGAGAUCAUCGAAUACUACGACAAGUAUCUGGCGGGCCGGAUGGUAUGGAUCGACUCGGAUGAAAACGACUAUCGGCGGCGCAUGUUGCCCAUGGCUGCCAAUGCCCCAGGCCUUCGUUUUGCCAUUGCCGCCUUCUCUCUCUACCAUGGGCCCAUGAAGUUUCCGAGCCAGCUAGCCCGGUACCAUGAGGAGGCGAGAGACGCAUGUUUGGAAGUCCUCCAAAGGCAGCUUAGUGAAAUGAACUCCCGGGUUAUCGGCGGAGCGGAGCUUAAUACGCGAGCCGAUGUUGCCAACGCAGAAUGGAUGCUGGCCUGUAUCCUUGUGAUUGCGAAUUACGAAAUGGCAAAGAAUCACUCCGAGGCUGCUGAAGGCCAUCGACUUGCGGCAAGGAGAAUCGUCAACGUAUUUGGGCAGCACGAGGCGUGUACCAAGGGCCUGUUUGCGUUCUUGAGGAACCAGCUCGCAAUCCAUGAAGUGCUCGGCUCUUGCACGUCCUUCGACUUGGCCGAUGUCGCAGAAACCAUUCUUCCCACGCCAGGCUCCGGUAGCCAUGUGCUGUUCUCCGAGUACCUUUCUUUUCUGCAUCAAAUCACGCUGGCUUCGCGACGGUCCAUGGCCGUGAACGAGGCCAUUGACGUAUCGCUCUGGCCCGAGAGUUUUACCAUCAUCGAAGUACAAUCACGCUUCGAGCAGGCAAGAGGCCAGACACUGAUGAUUGCGGGGAAGCUGCAAAUAAACCCCCCGGUUGUGCGCCGUGACUUUAUAAGGCUGGUGGACAUAUACCACCACGCUGCCGUCGUUUAUGCGUACAGAUGCCUGGGCUACGCGAUUCCCAGUAAUUUCGAUUGGCUGGCUUCCGUUACCAAGCUGUUUGACCAGCUAGAUCAGAUUGAGAAUAUCUCUCUCUGCAUUCAAAACCUCCCGUGGCCGAUAUUCAUCGCGGGCACGGAGUGUCAUGGCGACACGGAAAGGCAGCACAAGGUCGCCACAAUUCUCGACAAGACCAUCAGAACGACGGGCUUUAAUCAAUACGAAACCAUCCGGAGCUUUUUAACCGCCUUUUGGAGUGGUACAGAGCCAAACUGGCUGCCGGUUGCACAACAGCUGCAAGCGAAUGGACUUAGAAUCCUUGUUGUGUAA